This is a messenger RNA of Capsicum annuum, 575 nucleotides long. Its product is annotated as pentatricopeptide repeat-containing protein At4g31070, mitochondrial-like. The record is from RefSeq and is a predicted model, not a curated record. NCBI's taxonomy places the organism in Eukaryota, Viridiplantae, Streptophyta, Magnoliopsida, Solanales, Solanaceae. The transcript has a single exon. Bases 20 to 571 code for a protein of 183 amino acids. Gene Ontology annotation, biological process: RNA modification. Gene Ontology annotation, molecular function: RNA binding; protein binding.
UGGUAACUCCCUCAUAAAUAUGUACUCAAAAUGUGGUUUUCUUAAGGACUCUGCUCAAGUUUUCUACGAGAUGUCUAUAAGAGAUUCUGCAUCAUGGAAUACAUUAAUCAGUGCUUAUGGGACUCAUGGUUCUGGAGACAAGGCUUUGAAACUUUUUCUUGAAAUGAAAGAGGGUGGGAUAAAGACGGAUUCCAUUGCAUUACUUGCAGUUUUAUCAGCAUGUAAUCACUGUGGUCUUUUUGAGGAGGGAAAGAAGUUUUUUGAUGAAGCGUCAAGGGAUAAAAGUUUCUCAAUUACUGUGGAACUCUAUGCUUGCUACAUUGAUCUCCUGGGAAGGGCUGGUAAACUAGAAUAUGCUAGUGAGGUCAUUAGCAGAAUGCCUACGAAACCAAGCGACGGAAUUUGGAGUUCCCUGAUCUCCUCUUGUAAAUUACAUGGAAGACUGGAAGUUGCAGAGCGUUUGGCUCAUAGACUCACCAAAUCUGAACCCGAAAAUGCUGCUAAUUAUGCUUUGUUAAGCUUGGUGUACGCUGAAUCUGAAAACUGGCCCGGGGUUGAGGAUGCAAGGUGAGACA